Messenger RNA from Trematosphaeria pertusa, 1298 nucleotides. Its product is annotated as short chain dehydrogenase/reductase family protein-like protein. The transcript has 3 exons. Gene Ontology annotation, molecular function: oxidoreductase activity, acting on the CH-OH group of donors, NAD or NADP as acceptor. The record is from RefSeq and is a predicted model, not a curated record. Bases 174 to 1298 code for a protein of 374 amino acids. Lineage: Eukaryota; Fungi; Ascomycota; Dothideomycetes; Pleosporales; Trematosphaeriaceae.
CAGCAGCACGCCGCGCCAGGGCCAAAGAGCUCGCCCAAGCGACCAGACUACCGUUAAAGGGGUCCGCGAUGCGACAUUUCAUCUGACGUGAGACGGGAGCCGUAUAACUUGCACCCAUUUUCCCUUUACCUCUACGUUGCACAAGUACCACCUGCCUCAAGCAAACAGCCGCAAUGCCGAUCAGAAGCGAGUGGAAGCUCGCGCGGGAAGGCGUAACCGGCGACACCCUCGGCCGGGCACUCAAAUACACGGCCUUCAACCCCGCGCUGACCCUCCCGCUCGUCCUGCUCGCGCGCUACACAGCAAAGGGCAACCUGCUCGCCGCCGAGCACGCAACCGCAUUCAAGCACCUCAAGACGCUGCUUGCGCUGGGCGCGCUGAGCGCCGUGAGCGGCUGGCUCGACGACAGGGUGCUGAACAACUGGAGCGCCGAUGCGUAUGACUGGAGCAAGGAGAUUGUGGUGGUGACGGGCGGCAGCGAUGGCAUUGGAAAGAUCGUGGUGCAGUUGCUCGCCGAGAGGGGGGUCAAGGUUGCGGUGCUGGAUGUGCAGGAGCUGGCGUUUGAGGCACCCCCAACCGUCACCUACUUCCACUGCGACCUCGCCUCACACGCCUCCAUCGCCGCCGCCGCAACCGCGAUCCGCUCCUCCCUCGGCGCCCCCACCGUCCUGAUCAACAACGCCGGCUGCGCGCGCGGCAAAACCAUCCUCGCAGCCUCCGAGUCCGACAUCCGCCUCACCUUCAACGUCAACACGCUCUCGCACUACUUCCUAACGCAGCAAUUCCUGCCCGCCAUGCUGGCCGCGAACCACGGCAUGAUCGUCACCGUCGCCUCGCUAGCGGCCUACGUCAGCGCGCCCAGCAUGGUCGACUACGCGGCGAGCAAGGCGGCCGCGCUCGCCUUCCACGAGGGGCUUUCCGCGGAGCUGGCGAGUAUCUACAAGGCGAACCGGAUCCGCACGGUGAUCAUGUGCCAGGGGUACACGCGGACGGCGCUGUUCGAGGGGUUCGACAGCGCGGUGCUGCAUGCGGAGACGGUGGCGGAGGAGAUUGUCAAGGCGGUGCUGCGGGGGAAGAGCGCGCAUCUUGUGGCGCCGGAGACGGGGUGGGUUAUGGCGCCCAAGAUACGCGGGUGGCCGCUGUGGAUGCAGUAUGGGAUGCGGAAGAGGCUGGAUAAUUUGAUGCGGGGGUGGAGGGGGCGGCAGGUUGUGCAGCCGAGUGAAAGUGAGACCGGGGGGAAGGGAAAGGAGAGUGUGGAGGGGAGUACGGUGCUUGUGGAGGGGGAGGGGGGGCAGUAG